UGGGCUGAAAUGAGCAGCAGGCUGGCUCUCUCCUCCUCUCCUGUCAGUUCGUCAGACUCUGUCCUGGUGUGAAGAGCGUAGGUGUCGCAGUGAGGUUCCCCAUUCUGUCUAUCACCAUGGCGUGUGUUGAAACAUCCUCUAGCAGGCCAUACCACCUGGUUAUCUUCGGGGCCUCUGGAUUCACGGGACAGUUCGUGGUGGAGGAGGUGGCCCGCACUGUGUCCGAGGGUCCGAAUGGGAACCUGAAGUGGGCCGUGGCUGGCAGGAGCAAGCAGAAACUGGAAAAAGUUCUGGAGCAGGCCGCCGGAGUCCUCAGUAAGCCUGAGCUGAGGACAGAAGUGGACAUCAUCGUGGCGGACAUAGAAGAACCAGACACCCUUGCGGCCAUGUGCAAACAGGCUGUGAUUGUUCUCAACUGUGUGGGGCCUUACAGAUUCUUUGGCGAGCCAGUGAUCAAAGCCUGUGUGGAGAAUGGAGCCCACCAUAUUGACAUCAGUGGAGAGCCUCAGUUUUUGGAGAGCAUGCAGUUGAACUACGACAGCCAGGCAGCUGAGAAAGGUGUGUACAUCAUUGGGAGCUGUGGAUUUGACUCCAUUCCUGCCGAUAUGGGCGUCCUCUACACCAGGGACCAGUUCAAGGGUACACUGACCGCGGUGGAGAGCUUCCUGACUGUCGGCUCAGGACCUGAUGGCGCCUGCAUCCAUGAUGGCACUUGGCAGUCAGCCAUCUAUGGUUUUUCCGACAGCCAGAAGCUCCAGACUCUGAGGAGGAAGUUUAAUCACAAACCUCUCCCUACGGUUGGCGCCAAGCUUAAACGCAGGGGAAAUUUGUUCUUCAGUAAUGAGAUCCAGCAGUAUACGCUGCCCUUCAUGGGCUCCGAUCCCUCUGUUGUGAAGAGAACCCAGCGUUUCCUGGUGGAGGAACAUGAAGCCACACCGGUCCAGUAUGGAGCAUAUGCAGGAGUAGGAGGCCUGGGGAGCGUUGUCAAGUUGAUAUUCGCUGGAAUGAUGUUCUGGCUCUUAGUCAAGUUCAGUUUUGGACGCAACCUGCUCAUCAAGUACCCAGAGUUUUUCUCUUUCGGAUUCUUCUCCAAGGCUGGACCAACAAGAAAGCAGAUGGAGUCUUCAUCCUUCCAGUUUGCCUUCUACGGACAGGGCUACUCAGAGGACCAGGACCCCUCCCAGGGAAAACCUGACGCCAAGAUCCGAACACUGGUUCAGGGACCAGAGUGUGGAUAUGUGGCUACGCCCAUCGCCAUGGUCCAGGCUGCCCUGACUAUCCUCAAUGAAUGCAAGGCCUUGCCCAAGAAGGGGGGAGUGUACACUCCAGGAGCUGCCUUUGCAAAGACCACACUCAUCAACCGUCUCAACAAACAUGGCAUCCAGUUCUCAGUCAUCUAAACUUCGCACCCGUCUCUGAUGCCGUAUUCCAGGUUUUAGUGAGCACUUACUAACAGCAUAGCAACAUCUGUGGCGUUUCUAACUUAAAGAGAGGGCUGUUUGAUUACGAGAGGCACAACAACCACAGGUGGAAUGCACUCAUUUAAAGUCCUAACAUCGUUUUUGAUGCUGCUUUUUGCAUUUUUUUUUUUUUUUUUUUUUUUUUCAUUUAGAAAUUUCCUCCUAUUGCCUUGAAUGUACUCCGAACAUUCUGCUUGUAAAACAAACAGCACAACUGUGGUGACCAGCUGUGUGUAAAUGGAUUCAGCAUGAUCGGCCACCAAUGUGAUUAUAUCUAAUGAAAGAAAAAUUUGGGGCUGAAUUUGUUGCACUCCACGUCUUUAAACGUAGACAAUAAAUAAGAAAAUAUGUUGUGAUUUAUAUUUGUUUGUAAUUGGAUUGAAAAAAGGUUAACUGUCCUCUUUCUGGCACUGUGCUCUAUUUUAGAUAAAAAAUAUGAAGUUAAUAUGAGACCAAAGAUAGCUUGUGACAUUUUUUUUUGAGGACAGAUAAAGUUGCAUUGAACACAUAUUCUAAUGGUACUAAAAUAAGUUACUCACACAAGCACGUGGGAGUCUAUCUGGGAUUUUAACCGGCAUAAACACAAGUUUAAAAUGUCACAUUCCCUUCUGUUUUAUUACAUAGUAACAAGAUUUUCACUGUAAUGAUUUUCUGUGGCCGGGUAGAGGGUAAGUGACGGUGGUAGAAAAAAGUACUGCAGCUGUAAAAACACGUUCUAGGAAACCUGAAAAUACUGUCACCUGUAAAUGUUGAUGUUCUUUAAGUGUUCUACAGUAGCAUCAAAAGUACCAAUACAAGUACAAUACUCGGUAGCACUGACAUGAUAGUCGGACAUGCUCUGUUCUGCUUCUGUGGCGUAAAGUCGUCGAGGACAGUAAGCUGCUGUGCACUCAUACAUGCUUGUCUGUGCUGGCAUGUCGAAUAAACUCUUGACUUCCUGGCUUCUGGCGGUUACACGUUGGACUAUCACUAUCUAGGUUUACCUAGAUAGCUUAACAUUUGCUUUUGGGUCUUGUCAGACAAUGCAUUGGGCUGCCUGUGGAUCCGACGGUGUGAAACAAUGAAGAGCUUUUUGCUGCUCCUAAGGGCCAAAAUAGUUUCACACACAAAGCGAUAAUGUUGGUCUCUAUGCAGUGUUCUUUUUUUUUCCAUAUUUGAACAUAUGUGCACUUGACAGGCUGUUUUGGGGGAUUUUUGUUUUUGUGUGCUUUGCUUUGUGUGAAGGCCAUGAAUAAAGCCACCCCAGCAAACAA
Mugil cephalus (flathead mullet) is the source of this 2713-nucleotide messenger RNA. Its product is annotated as saccharopine dehydrogenase-like oxidoreductase. Bases 117 to 1400 code for a protein of 427 amino acids. The record is from RefSeq and is a predicted model, not a curated record. Gene Ontology annotation, biological process: glycolipid biosynthetic process. Gene Ontology annotation, cellular component: mitochondrion; plasma membrane; lipid droplet. The transcript has 12 exons. Lineage: Eukaryota; Metazoa; Chordata; Actinopteri; Mugiliformes; Mugilidae.